Molecule: messenger RNA, 3227 nt
Organism: Eurytemora carolleeae
Lineage: Eukaryota; Metazoa; Arthropoda; Copepoda; Calanoida; Temoridae
Gene: ZC3H3
Product: zinc finger CCCH domain-containing protein 3
Exons: 3
Coding region: 39-2708 (889 amino acids)
Cellular component (GO): nucleus
Molecular function (GO): metal ion binding
Source: RefSeq, a predicted model, not a curated record
AUCAUCUAAAUGUUCAUUGUUUUUCAGAAGUUUUGGAGAUGAAUUCAAAUGAUUUCUCUCAGAAUAAUGCAUACUAUAUUCAGUAUUCAGGAACCCCGACCCAGGGACAUGAAGAUUUCCUCCAGAAUAUAACCAGUCCUGACAAUAUUCCCAAACCUCAUAUUAAUCCCAACUUCAAAUCCCAAACUAAACCUAGUGUUCACAUUAAUCCCAAGUUCCAUCACUACCCUCAGGAUACAAAGCAAACCAUUGCGAUCAAUCCACACUUCUCAUCUAGUAGUAGACCUCCCUCAGUUCAUAUUAACCCGAAGUUUAAACUGUCUCCUCCUGUCAGUCCUAGUAAGGAUAAACUGAAUAGUGUUCACGUGAAUCCUAAGUUCGCAAACCGUCCUCUACCCAGUGUACCUGUUUACCAGAACAUCCUGGAGCUAACUCAAUCUGCUCCGGUUUCCAUCCCUACUCCGGUCCCGGCACCCGUCCCUGCUCAAGUAUUGGUUUCGACAACUCUACCUGUAUCCACUACUGAACCUAUCUACGCCAACGUGAACCCUAGGAUGGCGCUGGAUCAAAGGAAAACAGAUGAGUUUAUGCAGAGUAUUCAUAAAUCUGUGGAAUCUCAAGUAAUCAUGAGAAACAAAUUUAAAAAGGACAAUCGUGUUGCGCCACCGGAGAAACCCGUCCGCCAUUCCAUAGUUGAGAAACCGAACCGAUAUUCUAUAGUAGAGAAACCGAACCGUUACUCCGUUGUUGAGAAACCGAAGCGUAACUCUGUUUAUGUUGUGGAUAAUAUUUCAACUCUACCUCACAACUUUGCCACACCUCUUAGGAAAACAGAAGAAAAAGAAAAUCUUCCCUCGUCUUCAAAGAAGAAUUUCCUUUUCACCCCGCUCCGAAAAACUGCAUUUAAGAAGAUCGGGAACAGAAAACUGAUCAGGGUUAAGAAGAAAUCUCUUUCUCCGGGUACUCCUAAACCCUCAUUCAAGCGCAUCGGUAACAAUAAACUAAUUCGGAUAAGAGAAAGUUUAACCUCGGAUAAAUCAACCCCAAUGAAGGUUUAUGCAAUUAAAACUAAAACCAAGAUAGUUAAAUCCGUAAAGAAUACUCCUACCAACAACUCCAAGUACAGAUUUAGCUUUAUUACCCCGCUCUCGAUCCGGAAAAACAAGCUUGUGAGUCAGGCUUUCUCGGUCAAAUCUAAGAGUCCUGUUGUGAAAAAAUCUAGCUUUGCCAACCCGUUUCGUCUAGAUCGACGAGAGAAGAAAGGAAAGCAGUUGGCCAGGAAGACAAGUCAGACCAAGUUGAAGAAACUCAGCACUGGAACCUACCAUGUCAGCGCUACUAAACUCCAGCGUGUGGGUUCAGAGAGAUCAUCUACCAGGACCCGGAGCGUGAAUAUUUAUCGUCCCAAAGCAGCCGCAAUCAACGCUAAUAUAGCUCCCAACAAGGUGAUUACACUGCAAGGUGUUAAGUUUGCUGUGGCGGAGAAUGGAAGAAAGUUAAAACGUGUUCCUGAGUCAGAUUCACAAUCUGCAAACUACAGCGCUUCUGUUAGUCAUACCAGUCCUGGACAAUCUCAGACCACAAGUCCAGGUUGUAAUACAAGUCCCGGAGUUCAGUCUAGUCCCGGGGGUCGUAGUCCAGCUCUUCUUAAUGGUUCUCCUGUCAAGCAAAAACUCCAACCUAGUCCUGUAAAAGGAAGUCCCCGUCAGUUCCAGGUUAAGAAAACUUAUAUCGGAGGAGAAGAGUUUGAUGAAAUCGAACCUGGAGUUUUUACACGUAGCCGGCAUUCCCUCACUAGACAGUCAAUAACCCAGGCAAAGAACCGGAGUAUAAACACGAUCCUGAAGGUUCAGAACCGGAGUAAACAGUACUGCAUGUUCUACAAUAAGUUCGGUAAGUGCACAAAGAAAGAGAAAGGAUCAUGUCCGUAUAUGCACGACCCGGAGAAGAUUGCGGUGUGUCGAAGGUUCCUUCAAGGAGCUUGUACGAAGGAACGAUGUCUGUUGUCUCAUAAACUGGACCCGGAGAAGAUGCCAGCUUGUAAAUUCUUCCUAGAAGGGAUCUGUACCAGAGAGAACUGUCCAUAUCUUCAUGUUAAGGUAAGUGAUAAGGCUGGGGUCUGUCAGAGAUUCCUGAAAGGAUUUUGUCCCAAUGGUGCAGACUGCGACCAGCGUCACGUGAUCGCAUGUCCUGAGUUCGAUAGAACCGGUUCCUGCAGUAAGGAUUCAAAAUGUCCGUUUCCUCAUAUAAGUAAACCGGUGGAUAGUGGAGAGAAGACGCCUAAGAAGAAACCUCCGACCAAACCUAAACGAAAAUCUCUAGGUACCGCGGAGCAUAGUACGAAGAAGGUUCGGGUAACUACACGCUACUAUGAUGAUCAAUGUGAGGAUGCGGUUGGAGGGGAUAAUCUACCCCAGGAGCUAACCUGUGAUGAACUGGAGGAGAAGAGAGCAAGGAUAUUGAAGAAGCUGGAGACGGCCAAACAGGUUUGGAAGUCUACCCGGAGUGAUUUGGAGAGUUCAGUUAACCCGAAGCUGAACCCGAACCCGGAUAUAAGUUUGAAUGAUAGUGGUCCGUAUGAGAAGAUUGCGGAGACGAGUGAGGACGAGGCUCCUAGGACGAGAGCUCCGGUUGGAAACCUGGGAGAUUUUAUAUCUCUAGCAGGUUAUAGUAGUGGAGAGGAGGGGAACCAGGACCGACUUAUCUGAUCACAAUGGAGGGAUANGGGGGGGGGGGGGGAAUUACUUUAAAAAUUGAAUCUUGACUUUUUCAGUGAGAUAACAAAAAUUGUAGUAAAUCCUAAAAGUGAGGGUUAAAGUUGGGACUUUGAAAUUAUGCUAAACUAUUAUUCUGGCUUGUUCUUUCUUUCACUUUACCUACUUUAUAAAGCAUUAUCAUUUUGAAAAUAAAGAUCUAAAAAUUAAUAAUUUUAAGGAAAAUCUUUUUUAAAAUAGUCCAGAAAAAUGAAAUUUAAACAAAAACGAAACUUAUAUUUUUAAAUCUAAAGUGACAAUGAAGGUUUUUUUUGUACGCCUUGAACCAGAGAAUGAAGUAUUCGUAACCAGAGAGGGGGGUAAUAUCUCUGUUAAGAUUAUUUUUGGUUUUAUUAGAUUAAUUAACUGUAUAUGUAAAAAUCCUUGUAAAUAUAUGAGAUAAAUUAAAAAUGUGAAAACUAGAUCUGCUCAAUUGUAAUAUUUACAAAAUAAAAUAAAUUAUUUAAAAUGUGA